Messenger RNA from Rubroshorea leprosula, 892 nucleotides. NCBI's taxonomy places the organism in Eukaryota, Viridiplantae, Streptophyta, Magnoliopsida, Malvales, Dipterocarpaceae. The record is from the annotation of a GenBank genome assembly.
CAAGUUUAGUUAAUGGGUGGGGAUGAUGAUGCUAAUAUCAUGUCAGUUGUGGGACAAUAAUUUUGCAGUGUAAUGUUGCAAUUGUUAUGUUGGUAAUCCAAGCCAUAUUGAUUUGUUAGUUAGAGAUUGUAUAUGGUGAGAGUAUAAUCCCACUUGUGUAAUUGUCAUUUAUCUGUGGAGCUCUAAACGGCUAUUCAUCCCCACUUAUUUUGUGUACAUUUGAAGGAGCAAUGUUUUAUGAUGAAUGUUUUGUUGAUUAUUUUGACAGGUUAUGUACUCAUUCCUUGAUCGGGUCAUUAACUUAGGUUUUCCUAGGACAAGGGAUUUCCAAGGUGUAAACCCCAACAGCUUUGAUGGACAUGGGAACUUUAGCGUCGGAAUUCGUGAUCAGAGUGUGUUUCCAGAAAUCAGUUACGAUACAAUCGGCAAACCAAGGGGAAUGGAUAUUUGCAUCACUACAACAGCCAACACCGAUCAGGAAGGUCAGAAACUAUUGUCUCUUAUGGGGAUGCCAUUCAGAGAAGGCGGUGGUGGUGGUCCUGCUGCAGACAUGCGCAAGAAAAAGCUGAAGCGUCACCACUUCGACAAAAAGGGAGUAAAGGGUGGAAAGGGGGGAAAGGGGGGUCGCAGGUAGAUAAAGGAACAAUCUUCUUAAAUGGCAUCAAAUCAUUGUUGCAUAUGUUAUUUGCAUUGUGCAUGGAGGCUGUGCAAGGCAUGAUUAGGUUGUAUGUUCAUGAGGGUAGCUCUGAUUGUAAUUCUGAUCCACAUUAGAGUUUGUUACAUUCAGAAUACGAUUUGAUCAUGUCCAAAAACGAUUUUGGAAAUGCGAAUCUUGUUUUUCCUUAUUUCGGAUUAUAUCAGUCUUAUUUCACAAUGAACUGUUACGAUAGUG